Molecule: messenger RNA, 1065 nt
Organism: Dictyostelium discoideum AX4
Lineage: Eukaryota; Evosea; Eumycetozoa; Dictyosteliales; Dictyosteliaceae
Gene: gpaL
Product: G-protein subunit alpha 12
Exons: 3
Coding region: 1-1065 (354 amino acids)
Biological process (GO): G protein-coupled receptor signaling pathway; signal transduction
Molecular function (GO): G-protein beta/gamma-subunit complex binding; guanyl nucleotide binding; GTPase activity
Source: RefSeq, a predicted model, not a curated record
AUGUGUACAAGAAAUAAAAAAGAUAUUACAACAGAAUAUUUAAAUAGUAAAAAGAUUGAUAGAGAAUUAAAACAAGAAUCAACAACAUUACAACCAUUGAAAUUAUUAUUAUUAGGUAGUGGUGAAUGUGGUAAAUCAACCAUUUUCAAACAAAUCAUUUCAUUCCAAGAUGAAGCAACUAAAAAAGAAUAUACACCACCAUCUGAUUAUGUAAUUAAAAAUAUAUUUUUAAAUAUUUUAACAGCAACAAGUACAUUUGUUAGAGUUGCACCAAGUUAUAAUAUAGAAUUCUCUGAAGAAGAAAAUCAAAAAAUUCAAUCAAUUUUAAAUGUAUUUUCAGAUUUAGAAAAUUUAGACCAAACUGUUUUCACAUCUGUCUCUGAUAAUAUUAAAUAUUUAUGGAAUUCAAAACAAAUUCAAUCAAUUUAUAAUAAUACAAAUAGAAUUUUUCAAUUAAAUGAUUCAACAGAAUACUUAAUGAGUAAUAUUGAUAGAUAUUCAAAACCUUUUAAACCAACCCAAAAUGAUUUUUUAAGAGUAAGAGUUAAAACAACUGGUAUAGUAGAAGCUGAUUUUAAAAUUGAAGCAGUUCCUUUUAAAUUAGUUGAUGUUGGUGGUCAAAAAAAUCAAAGAAGAAAAUGGAUACAUUGUUUCCAAGAUAUUACAUGUGUUUUAUUUGUAACAUCAAUUAAUGAUUAUGAUACAUUAUUAGAAGAGGAUAAUUCAACAAGUAGAUUUACAGAUUCAUUAGAAUUAUUUAGAGAGAUGGUUAAUAGUAAUUGGUUUACUAAAUCACCAUUUGUAUUAUUUUUUAAUAAAAUAGAUUUAUUUAAAGAGAAAAUUAAAAGAAUACCAGUUUCUCAACAUUUAAAAGAUUUCAAUGGUAAUGAUCAUUCAUAUGAAGAAACUUCACAAUUCAUUAAAAAUAAAUUUCACACAACCAUUAAAAAUUCAAACAAAAUUGUAUAUCAUCAUUUCACUUGUGCUUUAGAUUCUCGUGCUAUAGAAGUAGUUUUCAAUUCAAUUCAACAUUCAUUAUUAAUGAAUGUUGCAGAAAUUUUAUAA